AUGGUGGAACGUACAGCAUACUACCCAUGCAACUCUGCAAGAGGAGAUUUCAAGACAACGCUCCAUCGUUCUAUUGCUCUCGCCCUCUUUUCUCUCUUCUUCUCUCCGUUUUCCUCCAUUUUCACACUCUUCUUCUUUCUUCCUCUCCGCUGUGCCCAGCUCCUGACCAAGCACCCAGCGAAGCGACUGGGCGGAGGGGAGGAGGGGGAGAAAGAGAUACGGGAGCAUCCCUUCUUCCGUUGGAUGGACUGGGACCGACUGGAGAGAAUGGAGAUACAGCCUCCCUUCAAACCCAGAACUGGUGGGAAGAAAGGGGAGAACUUUGACAAGUUCUUCACGGCGGCUCCGUCCGUGCUGACACCCUCUGACCCUGACGUUCUGGCGGCCAUUGACCAGGAAGACUUCCUGGGCUUCUCCUUCAUUAACCCUGAGCUCGCCCCCCCGACCCUCACUGCCAUCUGAGGGGGGGGGGGCAGCUCUCUCUCUCCACCCACACUUUUUUGAAGGGCACAACUCUGUUUCGCUCUACUCUCCUCUCUUUCGGAGGGGACAGCUCUCUGUAUUUUUAUCCUCUUCUCUUGGUCUGAAGGGAGCAGCUCUGUCUCUCUCUAUCCUCUCUGUUUGAGGGGGAGGGAGCAGCUCUGUCUCUCUCUAUCCUCUCUGUUUGAGGGGGAGGGAGCAGCUCUGUCUCUCUCUAUCCUCUCUGUUUGAGGGGGAGGGAGCAGCUCUGUCUCUCUCUAUCCUCUCUGUUUGAGGGGGGAGGGAGCAGCUCUGUCUCUCUCUAUCCUCUCUGUUUGAGGGGGGAGGGAGCAUCUCUGUCUCUCUCUAUCCUCUCUGUUUGAGGGGGAGGGAGCAGCUCUGUCUCUCUCUAUCCUCUCUGUUUGAGGGGGGAGGGAGAGCUCCCCCCACAUUUCCCUCACCGUCUAACAGUCAUUUUCUAAAGAAAAUAAGUUCAAAAACAGAGAAUAGCACACAAUUUAAACACAAACAAUCAGUAUACACAACCUACAGAUAACUCUCCCUCUCUGCUAUACUCUAGAGCCUGGGUUCAUGGCUUAUUUUUCAGAGGAAAAUCUGUGUGAUACAGGGAUGAAUGGCAGAUUAGCGGUAAAAGUCAAAUAACACAUUUAGUUGAUGCAAUGCAUACAAAACAACAUUACUUUUAUUUAAAGUUGAUGCAGUUAUUAGUAAACAGAUACUGUAAGAUGACACUGAAUCUGACUUAAAUCUAUAGUGAUUAUAAGGUAAAUGUAUUUUAUGACAUGGUAUCAUGCUAUUGUAGUAUUAAUAUCAGAUGUAUUACAUAGAAAUACAGCUAGAGCUGUCUAUAUCCCAAAUGUAUAAUCUAUUACUUAUGAAAUUAAUUACCUCUGAUAUUAUGUGAAGCAGUAUUUCUUGUGUCAUGUAAUAUCAUAUUGUGUUCUAUUACAUUGUUCUAUUAUAUUAUUACCAAAAAUUGCUCCUUGUUUUGUGUUUCCAAUUUAACUUCAAUUCAUUGAUGAUAUAAUUGUGAUAUAUAGCUAGAAACCUAGAAGAUGGGUAAAAAAUCAAAUCAAUCAUUAUAAAUUACUGCUUGAAGAAAAGUUGCUCCUAAUCAGUGAUCUGGGAUCAGAUUCCCCUACCUACCCCCAGUCCUAACUUUAACCAUUAGACCUGAGGUGAAUGGUAACCAUUCAUGAAAAUGAAACCAUCUAACCCUUUGUUCUGCGGUUAAGGGUGACUUUAACUAACUACAUGAUUACUUACUCUCCCAUCUCCAUCAACAAAUAAAUGAUUUUCCACCAGA
This is a messenger RNA of Salvelinus fontinalis (brook trout), 1786 nucleotides long. RefSeq names its product protein kinase C gamma type-like. The transcript is spliced from 2 exons. Gene Ontology annotation, molecular function: ATP binding; protein serine/threonine kinase activity. Bases 1 to 462 code for a protein of 153 amino acids. The record is from RefSeq and is a predicted model, not a curated record. Gene Ontology annotation, biological process: protein phosphorylation. Lineage: Eukaryota; Metazoa; Chordata; Actinopteri; Salmoniformes; Salmonidae.